AUGCGUCUCAGCUCCCUUUCCACUUUUCUCGUCGCUGUUGUCGGUGUCUUGGGCCAGCAUAAGAAGUCUAGCCAUUAUCAUAGAGAUGGCAAGUUUGAAAUCCCUUGCGGAAAUCGUGGUGGAAUCCACGGUGGGAUGAAAGCCGUUGCCUACUUCGGCAAUUGGGAUAUCUACGGAGCCAACUACUUCAUCACUGAUGUUCCAGCAGAGAACUUGACCCAUCUUGUCUAUGCUUUCGCUAACGUCAACACUACUACUGGCAGCGUGAUAUUGAGUGACACUUGGGCGGAUCUCCAGUAUGCGUACCCCGGAGAUAAUACCACUGUGCCGGGAGAAAAUGCAUAUGGGAACAUCAAGCAGAUGUUCCUCUUGAAGAAGAAGCACCGCCAUCUGAAAACUAUGCUCUCUAUCGGUGGCUGGAGCUACCGCGAGAAUUACCCCCCUAUGCUUGCAUCUAGCACCAAGCGGCAGAAUUUUGUUGAUACGGCCGUCCAAUUUGUCGCAGAUCUCGGCUUCGAUGGAAUUGAUAUCGACUACGAGUACGUCGCAGACCACAGUCAAGCGGCGCAGAUGGUGGAUUUGCUCAAGCGUUUGCGCCAGAGUCUGGACCAACUGGCAGAGAAGACAGACGCUACAUCCCCAUUCCAGAUCAGCUAUGCCUCUCCAGCGGACAAGGACAAAGCUGUCAUGUUAGACCUCACUAGCAUGACCCCGUAUCUCGAUUUCUACACUGUUAUGGCUUUGGACUAUAUGGGACCCGGAUUCAGCAAUUACUCUGGCUACUUGUCAAACUUGUUCCCGGAUAUCCGCAAUCCACGUGCAACUGAUUAUGAUACAAACUCGAGCCUUGAAUUUUACAUGUUCAACGGUCAGGUUCCGCCCUACAAGAUCGUUCUAGAGAACCCGCUGUACGGUCGUGUCUUCAAUGGCACUAAUGGCAUGGGCGAUAAGUUCUCUAAUGGCGGCACACAGGGCAGUCUUGGUACCGCUGGGCUUUGGAAUUACAACGCGCUUCCCCUUCCAGAAUUCGACGCAAAGGUUGUCAACGUUCCUCGUGUCGGUGGAAGCUAUAGCUACGACGCUAAGCAGAAGUACCUAAUUAGCUAUGAUACUCCUGAGAUAGCUGCCCUGAAGGCUGAGUAUGUUCAGUGUUUGGGCCUUGCUGGCACCGCCUGGUGGGAAGUUAGCAUGGACCGGAACGAUACUCUGAGUCUCAUCGGCACCACUGUCUCUCUGUUUGGAGGCGCUGGCUCUUUGGAUCAGUCUCUUAACAACUUGAACUAUCCCAUUAGCACAUAUGUUAACCUGAAAGAUGGCUUCUCUGGCAAUUAA
Molecule: messenger RNA, 1332 nt
Organism: Penicillium canescens
Lineage: Eukaryota; Fungi; Ascomycota; Eurotiomycetes; Eurotiales; Aspergillaceae
Product: glycoside hydrolase family 18 protein
Exons: 3
Coding region: 1-1332 (443 amino acids)
Biological process (GO): carbohydrate metabolic process; chitin catabolic process
Cellular component (GO): extracellular region
Molecular function (GO): chitinase activity; chitin binding
Source: RefSeq, a predicted model, not a curated record